Molecule: messenger RNA, 300 nt
Organism: Fusarium pseudograminearum CS3096
Lineage: Eukaryota; Fungi; Ascomycota; Sordariomycetes; Hypocreales; Nectriaceae
Exons: 2
Coding region: 1-300 (99 amino acids)
Source: RefSeq, a predicted model, not a curated record
AUGACAUUAUCAGGAAAGAAUUGGAUUUUUUAUGGACUCGUUAUCGAUCAUAUCGGUACUAAGUUCGGAUACUCUGAGAUCACUCAGUGUAUCGAACAUUAUGAAGGUUCGAAACCGCUCAAGGAGCUCCAUAUCACUGCCUUCGAUCAUUUACCGGAAGAUAAGAAGCUAAGUAAAAGAGAAAUACUUAUAUCUCGCGGCCGUAAAUUUGUGGGCAUACAUGGAAAGCGUCAUCUCUGGUUCAAAGAUGCCCCUGGAAAAUCGUCAGGCUAUAUUUCCAAUGCCUUGAUAUUAGUUUAG